AGCAAAAAGGGUUCAUCAAAGUUGUAGAAAUUUUUAAAGAAGAAAUAUAAAAAGAUGUUAAGAAUUUGCGUUGUUCUCGUCUUUGCAAUAUUUGAAGCAGUCAAUGCUGAUGGCGGCUGCUGUAGUGAAUGCAACACUACACCUCUCAAGGUGCCAAACAUAAAAACUACUUGUACCGAAUCGUGCAGAGUGCGCAAAGAAUUCACCCACAUGACGACGAACGAAAAGUGUGCCUACAUCGAUGCAAUUAAACGUGUUUCGACGGAAGAGCCGUAUAAAACCAAAUAUAAAAAUUUGUUGUGCAUUCACAAAAAAUAUUUCCCGCACAUCCAUGGUGACCAUCCGAAUUAUUUCUUUCCAUGGCAUCGUUGGUUCAUUUUGCAAUAUGAAAAUCUUCUGAGGGAGGUUGAUUGCAGUGUAACUGUUCCGUACUGGGACUGGACAACCGACGCGAAUGGUAGGAAAUGGUACGACAGUAGCGUUUGGGAUAUUUACAGCGGGUUAGGUGGUGAUGGUAGCAAAGAUGAUGAUAAUGUUGUCGUCGAUGGCCCAUUCAAAAGUCCCGAUUGGCCCAUGGUUCCCGAUAAUGAAGAUUGUAACGAACAUCCUGUUUUGCUUAAAAGAAAUUUCAAUGAAAGUGGAAGCUACUCAGCUAUUCACAUCCAACUUUCGCUACAAAUUCCUAGCUUUCCUCAAUUUUCUAAUACUGCUGAAGCGACAUAUCACGACAAUAUGCAUGACUUUAUAGGUGAAAUCAUGGGAAGUCGUCGUUCUGCCUUCGCACCCGAAUUCUUUUUACACCAUGGUUUCAUAGAUAAAAUUUGGUCUGACUGGGAAAAGAAUGAGACACGCGUAAAUGAUAUGAUGAAAUAUUUUCAGUGCAAUGAUAACGAGUUGGUAGGAACCUUGGGGAUGAACGCUAGUAAUUUUCUUAAUUUGACAAAUCUACCUGGAGACAUCUGUGUAAGAUACGAAGAUUACAACGACUCCCCAAUGAGUUUGUUACAAGGAUUGACUCUUGAACAACUACGAAACAUUCCUUUUGUCCCGCCGCCACCGAUUUCCCAACAUGGUAUAAAGUUGUUCCUCUUGCCGAAAAGUAUGGUGCACGAAGUUGAGAGGAUUAUGGACAAUUUGGGCCCCUUGUGCGUUAUACCUCCUGGGAUGACGAGCCGAAAGAUUAUGAAGAUGGGAUUUAAUGUGGAUGAUAUUCAAAGAGUUCGUGUGGGAAAAUCGUGUGCUUUACAUCACGUUCGGAGUAAAAAUGAAAAAAAGAAUGAAAGAAUACAAAGCAGCGAAUUCAUGAGAUUUUUCAAUGUGAGAGAGUAAAAGAUAUUCAGCUUUCCGUCAUUUAAAUAACAUAGAAUUCAAUAGAUGCAUGAUGAAGUACAUACUGUGAUGUAUUUGAUAGGUUAGGAAAUGCACUCUUUGCUUAGAAAAUGUCGUUUUUUGUUCGUUGUUGUUAUACGUUUUAUAUAAACGUUAGCCAAUGUAUACCACAUAUACGUAAUAGUUCACUUCAAUUGAAGGCUUUUAGCAACAAAAUAAAA
Dendronephthya gigantea is the source of this 1550-nucleotide messenger RNA. RefSeq names its product tyrosinase-like protein. The transcript has 6 exons. Lineage: Eukaryota; Metazoa; Cnidaria; Anthozoa; Malacalcyonacea; Nephtheidae. The record is from RefSeq and is a predicted model, not a curated record. Gene Ontology annotation, molecular function: oxidoreductase activity. Bases 55 to 1329 code for a protein of 424 amino acids.